CAGUGAUCUUUUACUCGACAUAGUAAACUCCACUUGCCAGACCCGUGCACACAAACUAUCUGCCGAGACCGAAUGAAGCUUCUUUCAUUUUCCCGUUCCAUGCCUGGUUCGGCAUGCCCGUCUCGUUUCGUAUCUCGGGAUGGGGCCGUGAGAUCUAUAAGAUGCCCUCCUCGCUCGCUUUCGUCACACUUGUUUUACUUCGAGACUAAGCUACUCAACAGAUGAAACCAAACCUGAACUUUGGUUACUCAUCAUUCAUGUCCCAUAUCAAACAUGACACUGCACGUUCAGGCUUCCGCCAGAGACUACUGGCCAAGUUCUCCCUAUACGGACGAGCAAGCUCACCCCGCAAAGUCAAUGGACAUGGAGACUGAAUGCACCUCCGGCAGCCGCGCGAACCUCUCCGCCAUCUCAGUAACCGAGUGUCCAUCCCCGUCUCCAUCAGCAUGGGCUGCCCUCGCUCCGGGCCAUGCCCCGGGCCACGCCCCGGAGCCAGAGAUUGAGCCAGAGACUGUCACAGACGCUCACCCUGACUUCUCCACCCUGGACCUGAAUGACUGGCACCAGCGGUACCUGUCCUGCAUGCGCUUCUUCCUAGCAGAGAGCCAGCACAGCCCCGCCGUGCAGGCCGUGGCCUGCUUUCUGAAUAUCAGACUACCAGGCGAGAGCGCGGACGCAGCCUCCGUCUCCGCCAGAGUCUACAUCCGCCGCCUGAUCGCCACGGGCCAGGAUACGCCUGCGAACCUGCGCCUGUUCUUCGGGGAGGACUGGGUAGCGGGCGUGGGCGCGAUCCGGCAGCAGGAGCGGCUGAAUUAUCUGUUCGCGGCGAAGAGCGGCGGGUGGGCGUCGACGAAGAGCGCGUAUGAUGUUCUGCCUGAUCAGCAGGUGCCGUUUCUGAGUCCGCUGCGUGAGCCGACGGAGGAAGAGCUAAGGGUUGCGGAUGCAAGGUGGAGCGAGUGGUUGGCGAUGGAGGAUUGGAUGUUGGGGCCUAGGAGGCCUUGGUAGGGUAGUGGUAGGGGGGUGAUGCUCAUGAGUUAUGAUUCAUGAUAUUCCUUUUCUUUUGUCACUCGCUAGUCUACAUAUUUCUUUUGUUAUCGAUAUCCAUAUCCACGCCGAGCGUACAGAGUACAGCUACUGUCUAUCGUUCUAUACCCUCUUUCGUAUUCCGCUGUAGUCAGAGGAGUACAAUUACAAUUACAAUUACAAUGAUAUUAUCUAC
Molecule: messenger RNA, 1219 nt
Organism: Aspergillus novofumigatus IBT 16806
Lineage: Eukaryota; Fungi; Ascomycota; Eurotiomycetes; Eurotiales; Aspergillaceae
Exons: 2
Coding region: 274-1005 (243 amino acids)
Source: RefSeq, a predicted model, not a curated record